This is a messenger RNA of Thlaspi arvense, 453 nucleotides long. Lineage: Eukaryota; Viridiplantae; Streptophyta; Magnoliopsida; Brassicales; Brassicaceae. The record is from the annotation of a GenBank genome assembly.
AUGGUUGGAGGAGAAGAUGGUUGGACAGUACCAAAAUCGAGGACUCAUGGAGAUAUGUUUAACCAAUGGGCUUCAGACAACCGGUUUAAAGUUGGCGACACUGUCCGUUUCAAGUACAAGAAAGACUCGGUGUUAGUGGUGUCAGAAGAAGAGUACAAGAAAUGCAAGGCGACUAAACCACAACUCUAUUCGAACAACCAAGAUACGGUUUUCACGCUAGACCGUCCCGGUUUGUUUUACUUCAUUAGCGGUGUCUCGGGCCACUGCGAAAAGGGUCAGAAGAUGAUCAUAAAAGUCAUGGAGACGGAUUCUUCGCCAGAUUCUCCUCCUCCUUCGUCGUCUUCAUCUUCCCCGUCGUCUUCAUCUCUCCCGGCGACAAGUCACAAGAAGAGCAAUGCCUUGAAAACAGCAGUCCAGUUCAGCAGUUCCGCUUUUGUUGUCUUGGCGAUUUAA